Benincasa hispida (wax gourd) is the source of this 1420-nucleotide messenger RNA. RefSeq names its product FH interacting protein 1 (gene FIP1). Lineage: Eukaryota; Viridiplantae; Streptophyta; Magnoliopsida; Cucurbitales; Cucurbitaceae. The record is from RefSeq and is a predicted model, not a curated record.
GAGAAGAAGAAGAAGAAAGCAAAUUAAAUCAAACGUUGGAUAAGAAGAAACGAAUAAAAACGCCGUGGAAACCGGUUCAGUUUUUCCCGUUGAUUUCACCGUCGCCGGAGAUCGCUUCGGACUAUCCUCAUCCACUCUCAAAUGAAUCACUCUCAGCCACAGCCUCAGUCCGAUCCAUCCAAUCCCCUUCCUUCAAAAACCUCGCACUCGGAUCAUCCGGAUCCAAUUACCGACCGUCGCUCCGGCGACUAUUCUCCCUAUCCCAAGCUUGACCCUAGCGACGUUGCUCCGCCGCCGCUGCCGGAGAACUGGACCACCGUUUCCAUGGGCUCUCAACCCCAAAAUCCAUCUCCGCCUCCUCCUCAAACUCAGCCAAACAGCGAGGCUCGUGCUCCGAUCUCUGAGGGAAAUGCCACCACUCUGCCGACUGAAGCUAAUCCCUAUGUUUCUGCGGCUCCAGCCCAUGGAAAUCCUUCUUCCUCCAAGAAUACGGUGGAUUCCGUGAAGGUGAUGCUUGGAAGAUGGGGAAAGAGGGCAGUUGAGGCAACCAAGAAGGCCGAGGAUCUUGCUGGGAACAUGUGGCAGCACUUGAAAACAGGGCCUAGCUUUGCUGAUGCUGCUGUGGGAAGAAUUGCUCAGGGGACGAAAGUUCUCGCAGAAGGUGGUUAUGAGAAAAUCUUUCGACAGACUUUUGAGAAUACACCUGAAGAGAAGCUUCAUAAGGCAUAUGCAUGCUACUUGUCCACAUCAGCUGGUCCAGUGAUGGGAACUUUGUACAUAUCAACGGCUAAACUUGCCUUUUGCAGUGACAAUCCUCUUUCAUACAAAGUGGGCGAGGAGACUCAAUGGAGCCUUUAUAAGGUGGUGAUCCCACUACAUCACCUAAAAGCAGUCAACCCAUCAACAAGCAAAGUGAAACCGGCUGAAAAAUUCAUACAGGUUAUCUCCAUUGACAAUCAUGAAUUCUGGUUUAUGGGAUUUGUAUCUUAUGAUAGUGCAGUGAAAAUUCUUCAAGAAGCCCUGCAUCCCAACAAUCCGUUGUCUGCAUGAAAUCUUGGGAAGGUUGGCAUUCUCCUUCCGAGUGAUGAACUUUUUACCUCGUCACCAACAGUACGCAUUGAAGUAAGCCAAGAUUUUGAUGUUAUACAAACAAACUACUCUAGAAAUACAAAUGGUGAAAAACUUUCCUUAUUUGUUUGGAUAAUUCUCUGUAGUUUUGCUAGUAUUGUUGUCCUUCUAUGGACUUCAUGAUUCAUAUUUGAUUUCUACUGUGUAUGGACUGAUUGAGACAGAGCAGAGUGCAAAUUUGGAGGUUGUUUGAACUUUUGUAGAUGGCAUCUGUGAUUUUGUUGAUUGAAAGGUAAAUAGUAUUGAUGAUUGUAUUCCACUGGGUCUCUAUUGUAAUUCUUCUAUUUGGCUA